Molecule: messenger RNA, 2184 nt
Organism: Mytilinidion resinicola
Lineage: Eukaryota; Fungi; Ascomycota; Dothideomycetes; Mytilinidiales; Mytilinidiaceae
Exons: 1
Coding region: 1-2184 (727 amino acids)
Source: RefSeq, a predicted model, not a curated record
AUGCUCGUGGCGAUUAAGGAAGAGAAAAAGGCCAAGGAUGCGGCCCUCUUACAGGACUUGGCCGGAACUUGGGCUUCCCAGCCUACUCAACCCCCUCAGAAGUCCGCCCUAGAUCGACAACAUCGUACGACCUCCUCACAAUCCUCAUCGGGAUCCUCUACACCAGGUUCGCGUACGUCGGGAACUUCGUUCCUUUCAAGUAUCUCCGGCGAGUCCUCCUUCGCUUUCCAGUUUAAUGGACCGAGGAAGGAUGUAGAAGACAACUCAACGCCUCAGUCCCUGAGCUUUCGAGUAACCGAAAAAGAAGAAAUCGCUGUUGCGGAAGUCUCUGUCAUGGAGACUGAGGUAGUUACGACGACUGAAUCUUCGACUAACAACUCAACACCUCACGAAACCCCACAAGUCGAUGAAGGCACCCUUUCUGAGAAUUCACCGGAAUUGACGGACGGCGACAGCCUAUCGGAAGAGGAAGACGGGUUGGUGGAUGAGCUACAAGUUCCUUCGGACGACUCUAAUCCUCUUGUGAUCGAGAGUGGCGACAACCCCGCGGCGGAUACUGAAGAACCUCUUCCGGAAGACAGCCUCGACAUCACUGAGAAGCCUAUUGUCGAUGCAGACGCUACUCUUACUAUCAAGAGUGUCAUCGCCGAGGCCACCUCGAAGGAUCCUCUCGAGGGUGAACCCACUUCUCUUGGAGAAGCUGACACAUUGGGUGAGGUUCUUGGUAUCGAGGAAGGACCAGAAAAAAACGUUCUUACUCCGAUCAUGACUAAAUCAACCAUCAUGACUGACACUUCCGCUCUCCGAUCUGAUGAGGAACAUGGUCCGGUGGAAGAUUCAAUUCACGAGCCACCGAGUACCUCCAGCGAGUAUUCACAGGAGAAAGACGAGCCUACCAAGCCUAAGAGCAGGUCAAUGUUUGACCGGAUUACGAUUGGCGCCGAUGGUCAGCUGGAGAAGGAGGGCCCGGCGGAUCAGGCCAUCCAGUUUGUGACUGUGGCGAGCGUGAAGGCGACUUCUGGGGAUGACUGGGAGUCAGAUGUCGACGAGUCGGACAAUGAGGAAGACGAGGUGGGGUCGAGCGAGGGUGGCGAUUCCGAUGAAGAGUUUGAGGAGGGAGCAGACGAAGAGUCCGAGGGAGAUGACAAGGUCGUUUAUGGACCUGUUUUGGACACUAUUGUCGAGGACGAUUCAGACGAGGACGACCUAGAUGUCGUCAUUUCCAACGAGAUCGAGCCUUACGACCCGGAGGAUCCACUACUACGUCCGGAAGAACUGGCAGUAGCCUCUGGCUACGCUAUCCCGAUCACGGAGGGCCAAAUUUCCACCAUUUAUGAGGAACCAUCGGCGGAAAUCCAAGAUCUUGAACUCGACACUCAGAUUCUCACAUCGGAUCUGGAUAUUUUGACCACCUCUGAAAAGGAGUCUUCCUCCCCUGGACAUUCUGAAAAGGGCGACCCUCAGCACGUCACAGACUUGACACGACGAGACACGACGGCGCCGAUUGUGGAGUUUGUGCAAACCAUAAACACAACACAAACGGAGUCGAAUGAGGUAUCAUCGGUUGGAGAGAUUCACGAGGCACAGGAAGAAGAGACUGCCGAGGUCAUCCCUGAAGUUCUCGAGGAAGUUGAGGUUCGAGAGGAGAACCCCAUAGACUCUUCUCCAACAACCCACAACAUUCUUUCACCGGCCUCCCCAGUACCGUUGCCAACUAAAAAGCCCCAGCUAGCCCCCACCGUCACAAAUAUCCGUGGCAGCAUUCCGGAGACCGAAGCCGGUCUCCCUGGAAACGUCGAAAUCAUUCUCUCAAGCAACAAGCCAGCUACUCGAUGGGCCAGCCCGUCCUUCUUGUUCAAGAUGACGAUUUUCAUGGCAUUGACUCUCGGCCUCGGCUAUCUCUUUUGUCGGUUCGUCGUCCCCAAGCUUUGGGACUCUGGCAUCGUACUCUUCGGUCUUACACUCGUGAUCCUGUCUUGCUGGUACCAGGAACCUGGAGGUUGGGAAACCGGCAAGCAGAGUGCAGUGGGUGGAAGAGAAGAAGACGGAGUAGUAGAGGUAGUCGGAGUGGAAGACGGAGGAGAGGCGACGAGAGCAGAUAUAUGCGGGGCAGGGGAAGGCAAACAGUCACGAGUAGAACAUGUCAGGGUAGUUAAUGAGUGGGGAUGUGAUUGGGGAAAGUGA